Messenger RNA from Stylonychia lemnae, 1356 nucleotides. NCBI's taxonomy places the organism in Eukaryota, Ciliophora, Spirotrichea, Sporadotrichida, Oxytrichidae. The record is from the annotation of a GenBank genome assembly.
AUGGAAGUAGAUCAAUUAGCUAGUCACUAGACUCUCAAUAAUUAGGAAGGAACCUUUAGUUAAUCUGGAAUUGUUUCUUAAAUUGAAAAUUAACCUACAGGCUUGAUUCAGGAACAAUAGUAGAAGACCUAGAACCAACCAAUUAUGGAUGAAGACAUUAAUGAUGAUGGAGAUCAGUCUGAUAAUGGAAAUUAUACUUCUGGAACUUCAUCAUAUUCAUCAGAUAAUGAUGAGGAGCGUAAAGAUGAGAAAAUUUCAAUGUUAGGGAAUGACAAUAAUGGAAUGGAGGUACUUGAUGAAUUUGAGGAAAACACUUUAUCUUCAUACGCUAAGUUCAAAACGCAAAAUGAAAUAGAUCUAGAGUAGAUUGAAAAAUACGCUCCCAAAAUACCUGAGCUAGAUGAACUUGAUGAUAUAAUUGAAUUUGGGAAAAUCAAUAAGUAUAUUCAAGAUGGCAAUUCCUAUAUAGUCCUGGUAACACCCUCAGAUUCAUAGUAGAUUUAUGAUUUAGAUAAUAUUGUUUGCUUCCAAUCUAAAUAGGUAGUGGGUUUUGUUCUUGAUUUAGUAGGACAAGUAAAUCAAGCUUAAUACUCAGUGAGACUUUACCCCUCAUUCACAGAUAAAUGCACAUAGCAGGGACUGGAAAUAAAAAAUUAAAUUCUUGACUAAAAGGUAUAUUUAGUAGUUAAAUGUCUGAAAGUUAUCAAUACUUAGUUGCCAAUAUUAAUGAAUAAAAAGGGGUGCGAUGCAAGCAACUUGUUUGAUGAGGAGCUUCCAGAGCAUGAAAGAGACUUCUCUGAUGAUGAGAAAGAAAGAGAGGCUAAAAAAGCUAAGAAAAAUAAGAAAAGAAAGAACAGAAAUGAAGAUAGAGAUAUGGAAGAAGGCGAAUUAGAGGACUAAGUUGUAAGGGAAAAAAGUAAUCAGAAUUCUCACUACAAAAAUAAAAACAAUGAUAAAUUCAAAAAGAGAUUUUAGGAAUAAGGGAACAGUGGCUACUAAAAAAAUGGAUCAUAGAUUCCAGUUUACUCUACUAAUUUCUCAGUGAACUAAAACUAACAGCAGUAUCAAAUGCACCAAUAGCAGUAACAGAUGAAUUAAAUGGGAUAGCAAUAUGGAUAAGGGCCAUACUUUUAAAAUAUGCAUCCAAUGAUGUAAUAGCAACAAUACAACAUGUAUCAGCAAUAAUAAAUGGCCUAUAUGCAAAACCCUUUAUUCUUUUCCUAAAACUAGGUUCCUCAAUAAAUGUAAAUUUUCCCAAAUCAAAUGUGGAUGCAAUAAUAACCUUAGUAAUAAAUAUAUCCUUAAUUGAAUCAGACACAGCAAUAAAAUCCAUUCCCAAAUAGUAGUAAUCAGUGA